GACGUCACGCGGCGGGCGGUCUCUUCUGUGUAGCCCUCCACUUUCAUUCAUAGGCGCUUAGAGCAGCAGUCAAACCCUCACAAGCUCAUACGCCAGCCCACGACGAGCCUCCAGCGAAGACGGACAGUGAGAGUUUGUAGGAAGAAUGGCAGAAGCGCACCAGGCGGUGGCCUUCCAGUUCACCGUCACUCCAGAUGGCAUCGACCUACGCCUGUGCCAUGAGGCCCUGCGGCAGGUUUACCUCUCCGGCCUGCACUCCUGGAAGAAGAGGUUCAUUAGGUUCAAGAAUGGUGUUAUGACUGGAGUAUAUCCUGGAAGUCCUUCUGGACUGAUAGUUGUUGUUGCGGGAUACAUGUCCUAUGCGAAGUAUGCCAAAAUAGACCCCUCAUUAGGACUCUUCACAAAACUGGCCACGCACAUACCAGUAAGUAAGUAUAUAACAGAAGAUGGUCAGCGUAUUGCUGGUGGAGUGCUGGUGGGCACAGGGCUGUGGGUCACUGUCAUCUUCAUCAUGAGGAGUGUCCUUAAAUCCCUGCUGUCUUGGCACGGAUGGAUGUACAACCGCCAUGGGAGUGUGUCCAUAGGUACCAAGAUUUGGCUGGUGCUGGUGAAGUUGUUCUCUGGCCGUAAGCCAAUGCUCUACAGUUUCCAAAGCUCGCUGCCACGCUUACCCGUGCCCACUGUGAAGGACACCACAAAAAGAUAUCUUGAAUCAGUGCAUGCUCUUAUGGACGAUGAGCAGUACAAACGCAUGGAGGGCCUGGCGAAAGAUUUUGAGAAGAACCUGGGCCCAAAACUCCAGUGGUACUUGAAGCUCAAAUCCUGGUGGACCUCCAACUAUGUCAGUGACUGGUGGGAAGAGUACAUUUACCUAAGAGGACGUGGGCCCAUUAUGGUCAACAGCAACUACUAUGCAAUGGACUUCCUGUAUGUCUUCCCCACUCAUCUGCAAGCUGCCAGGGCAGGGAAUGCUAUCCAUGCCGCUAUGCUGUACAGGAGGAAACUGGACCGUGCUCAGCUUAAACCUGUUUACUUGCUGGAGAACAGAGUGCCGCUGUGUUCGGCACAGUGGGAGCGGAUGUUUAACACGUCCCGCAUCCCGGGCCUGGAUACAGAUGUCAUUCAGCACGUGAAUGAGAGCAAGCACAUUGUGGUGUACCACAAGGGACGCUUUUUCAAGGUGUGGAUGUUUUAUGACGGCCGGUUGCUGCAUCCCAGAGAGAUCGAGCAGCAGAUGGAGAGGAUUCUGGCGGACAAGUCUGAGCCUCAGCCUGGAGAGGAGCAUCUGGCUGCACUCACAGCAGGAGACAGAAUACCCUGGGCCAAGGCCCGCUCAGCGUUCUUCAGUAGAGGGAAGAAUAAGCAGUCUCUGGAUUCAGUGGAGAAGGCAGCUUUCUUUGUGACUCUGGAUGACACUGAACAGCGUUAUGACCCUGAUAACCCUGUGCAGUCUCUGGACAGAUACGCCAAAUCUCUUCUCCAUGGGAAAUGCUAUGACAGAUGGUUCGAUAAGUCCUUUAACCUGAUCGUGUUUAAGAACGGCACUAUGGGUUUGAAUGCUGAACAUACCUGGGCUGAUGCCCCCAUCGUUGGCCACCUUUGGGAGCAAGUACUGGCUUUUGAUCCUGUGAUCCUCGGAUACACAGAGGAAGGUCACUGCAAGGGAAAAAUACACCCAAGUCUGCCCGGACCACAGCGCCUACAGUGGGAUAUUCCAGAAGAGUGUCAGUCAGUGAUCAGCAGCUCUCUGAAGGUGGCUAAUGCUUUAGCAGAUGAUGUGGACUCUCACAUUAUCCCCUUCAAUGAGUUUGGCAAAGGCCUGAUCAAGAAGUGCAAGACCAGCCCAGAUGGCUUUAUCCAGAUCGCUCUCCAGCUCGCUCACUUCAGGGACAAAGGAAAGUUCUGCCUGACAUACGAGGCGUCCAUGACACGACUGUUCCGAGAGGGUCGCACUGAAACCGUUCGCUCCUGCACCAUUGAGUCCUGUGCCUUCGUCCGUGCCAUGAUGGAUGAAAAACAGACGAGAGAGGAGAGGCUGCGACUGCUGAAGUUGGCAGCAGAAAAGCACCAGGACCUGUACAGAAUGGCCAUGACAGGCAAAGGCAUUGAUCGGCACCUUUUCUGUCUCUACGUGGUGUCCAGGUACCUGGGAGUGGACUCCCCCUUCCUCAAAGAGGUGUUGUCUGAGCCCUGGAGACUGUCCACCAGUCAGACUCCUCUCCAGCAGCUGGACCUGUUUAAUCUGACGAAGAACCCAGAGUACGUGACCAGUGGAGGCGGCUUUGGCCCGGUGGCAGAUGAUGGUUAUGGAGUAUCAUAUAUCAUCCUUGGAGAAGACCUCAUCAACUUCCACAUAUCCAGCAAACACUCCAGUCCAGAGACUGACUCUCACCGUUUCGGCUGUCAUAUUAAGCAGGCCAUGCUCGACAUUCUGGACCUUUUCCAGAUUGACAGGAAAGCCAAGAAGUGAUCUCUGUUCUUCUCUCUCUCCAUUCACAAAAGGGGGUUUCAUUUCAGUGAAGUGCACUGAGUGUUAGACUAUUCCUACAUAGGCAUGUACAGGGCAUGUACAGAUGCGUUGUUAGUUUUUAAUUCAUGAGAUAAGAAAUUUAAAUAGUAUAAAUGAAGCACGAACAGGUGAAUAUAUUCAUGUCCUCUUCAUUCAUGUUAAGUGUGUAAAAUGGGAGAAACUGUUCAGUGGGCCUUUUUAUAACAGAUUGUACUAGCCUUCAUUUUACACAUAUUGUUUUUAGCAUAUUAUUCAUUGUUGCCUUAUUGAACAGAAUGGCCAUCACUCCAUAACCCAGAUAAAAAUCCAGAAAGAGGUGUUCCUUUUCUGUACUGUGCACAUAACAAAGUUCCCUUCUGUAGCUGCUAUAAUAUGUCAAAAUCAAUGCAAUGUUUUUAACAGAUAUUUUCAUACUCAGGUUAUUUGAAUCUGCAUUUGUGACCGGUGGUGUAUUAGUGGCAUUAGGGCAGGGCAGCCACUAGAGGGAGCUAUUACAGUACUCACUCCAUAUACUCCAUGUACUACAUGCACUGAAACAGUGCACAUUUAGUGAAGGCAAUAGUGAAUGUUUUUAUGUAUUUCAUUAUCAUGAGAUUUCCUGUGCAUGAGUUGCACAGUGUGGACCGUCGCAACCUCUGAAGCCUGUAUUUUGCACUUAUGCCUGUCAGAUAGGCUGCAUUAACUCUGAAUGGCGUGGGAGUUUUUUCUGAGCAGAUUACUGUAGCGAUACAUUUGCAAUGAGAUUGUUAAGUAAUUUAAGUGUACUUUAAGUAGCAUUUCCAUGCAGUCCUAAGAAACAAUAAUGUGGAUGAAAUCAAACGUUCUAAGAACAAGUAAAAGUGCACGGUUACCUUUGAACUGCAAAAAAUCCAUUCUUUUCUUCCACCACAGGAUACUUCAUAUUCUUUUGUGAUAAACUGUGAAGACAAACACUUCUAUAUGACUUCCAUGUAAAGCUGAAGAGUGCUACUUAUUGUAUUUUGGUUGACUGACUCACUGUGGAACUACAGUAGCGAAGGUGUUAGCCAUGAGGCAUAUAUGCAGCUUAGAAUGAACAGGCAGCUCCAGGUGACGCAGUGAUGCAGUUCAGCUUUUACUGAGCUUGGCUGGCGUGGGUGUGGCCUACACGCAGUGCAGAGAAGGCACAUUGUCACAGCUAGGAGGGACAGCAACCUUUAAUUUAAACAAAUCGGUUAUGUCCACAAACUCAAGGAACAAAGGGAUAUUUUGGUCUGUAUAUGUUGUUCAUCAGUGGCAGAAAAGUGUGCUAUUUAUUUAUCUGUUAAAUCCAUAUUUUCACGGUGCAUUUUAUUGGUUCAUGAAUAGGGUGUGCUCAUUAAUCACUUGAAUUGGUGUUCUUGAUUGAAUGUACAAGAAAAGCUGAACAAAAAUAAAGUAACACAUUUUUGUGGAAGGAAUAUGUGUCAUUAAAAUGUGGUUCAUGUUGUGGCUGAAAUAUUUAAACAUUUUCCACAGAUGCAGCUCAAAUGCCAAAACACAAUAAAAAUAAAAAAAAUGCGCAAGAUGA
This is a messenger RNA of Colossoma macropomum (tambaqui), 4037 nucleotides long. It is a transcript of the gene cpt1ab, whose product is annotated as carnitine palmitoyltransferase 1Ab (liver). Gene Ontology annotation, molecular function: carnitine O-palmitoyltransferase activity. The record is from RefSeq and is a predicted model, not a curated record. NCBI's taxonomy places the organism in Eukaryota, Metazoa, Chordata, Actinopteri, Characiformes, Serrasalmidae. The transcript has 19 exons. Bases 146 to 2470 code for a protein of 774 amino acids. Gene Ontology annotation, biological process: carnitine metabolic process; fatty acid metabolic process. Gene Ontology annotation, cellular component: mitochondrion.